AACCCAUUGAGAAUGUUUUGUGCGAAGGCCCCCUGCCAGGGAGAAGGAUCAGCUUUUAAUCCCACCUGGCAUUCGAACCCCGAAAUAAGCAAAACAAAUACACAAGGGGGCGGGUAGGAAAGAAAUAAGGGGGUACAUUUAGUUUUCCCUGCAUUCUUGGCUAAAUGCCGGCUAAAACCCUGUUUGCCUUUCCAGAUCCGUUUACAAGGUCAAGCACCUUCAGCGGCCUUGGAAACUUAAGCAGCAAUGCCUUUGGCGGAUUAGGCAGCCACACUUUGAGUCACAGCAGCCUCUUUGCUCACAAAGACGGUCCGAACAUCCAGACCUUCGGCAGCCCCCACGAGCCCUGGAACCGGCUGCACCGGACGCCGCCCUCUUUCCCCACGCCGCCUCAGUGGCCGAAGCCAGGCGACGCCGAGCGGAGUUCCUCAGUGACGAACCACGACAGGGACCGAGACUCCGAGAAGAGGGAGCUUUCCUCCAGUAAAGAAGAGAGGGAGAAGGAGAGGGAUCUUCUGGAUAAAAGUAGGCACUCAAACCGAUCCUCGCCGGCUUCGGCUCCUGUGACGCACCAGAUCAGUAACCUCAUCCGUAGCAACAGCCAGGCGUCGAGCGACUCCGGACGGCAAGUUGCCCUCCUGGAACGAGACCGAUCGAAAGAUCUGGAGAGAGAGAUCCCUGACAGGCUCAGAGAUCUUCCUCCAGUGGCCGACCAGAAGAUCAAAGAAAGCCGCUCCCCGGUGAAGGAGCCUCCAAACCAUGAAAAGAGGUCCCUGGAGGACAACACCAAGCCCGUCAUCCAGUCGGUCUCCCCGUACAGCAAGCCUGCGUUGAGCGAGAGCUUGAAACUGAGCAACCUGAUGAACAAGGACAUGGAGAGGAAGCCCGAGCUGCUGACGGACCUCCAGAAGAUUAAGAACGACAUCAAAGUCAAGGAAGAGCGCAAAGAGGAGAGCGACGUCUUGGUGGUGAGCUCGGAAACUUCCCAGCAUCCCCGAAGCGCCGAGCACCCUCCACCCCCUUCCCUCCACGGGUUGCCCCUGCCCCACACCAUGGCGGCUGCCAUGCCCAUCUCCAUGGGCAGUGUCCACCAGAUGAACAACAUGAACGUCCUGGAACGCAGCCGGAUGAUGACGCCGCUCAUGGGCAUGAACCCACUCGCGGGGCGUGAGAGGCUACCCCACCCAGGGUUUUCCUGGGACCCCAUGAGGGACCCCUUACGCGACGCCUACCGGAGCUUAGAUCUACAUCGCCGGAUGGACUUCCAGCUCCGAGCGGAUCCCAUCCACAGGUUUCCGGCCGCCUCGGGUUUUUACGACCACGAGCGUUCUUACCGGGACCGCGAACCCCAUGACUACAACCACGAAAACCUUCUGGAAGCCCGCCGGGAACAGGAGCGGCUUCGGCAAGCGGAAGAGAGGGAGCGGUUGCACUUACGGGAAGAGCUCGAGCGCGCCCGGAUACACCACUUGCACACGUCGCCCAUCGAAAGCCACCUGGCCCACAUGCCUUCCUUCAUGUCUCAUCUCAGCAGCAUGCAUUACCCCAGACUUAGCCCUUCGGCCGCCAUGCACAACGGGAUUUUGAACAGGAACCCGCCCACCGCUGCGCUCAGCGCUCCGCCCCCCUUGGUCCCGGCGAGUAGUACGAGGCCCUCCUCCCCCCGUCGGACUACCCCGCUCACAAACUCGGAAUCUCGGGACUAUUCCCCAUCUAGAAAUGCCAAAGAAGUAGAGGCACGAUAG
Messenger RNA from Thamnophis sirtalis, 1745 nucleotides. The record is from RefSeq and is a predicted model, not a curated record. NCBI's taxonomy places the organism in Eukaryota, Metazoa, Chordata, Lepidosauria, Squamata, Natricidae.